Triticum turgidum subsp. durum (durum wheat) is the source of this 807-nucleotide messenger RNA. The record is from the annotation of a GenBank genome assembly. Lineage: Eukaryota; Viridiplantae; Streptophyta; Magnoliopsida; Poales; Poaceae.
AUGGGGCACCACCGCCUCCUCGAGCGCGUCGCCAAGGAGUGCCACCUCGCCAACGCGUCUGGCCUGGUCGCCGUCCGCCGCUUCUUCUACUCCUCUUACUCCCGGAGCCUGAAUGGGAGCAUCUUCGACGGCCUGCACAUGGACCUCUUGUCCUACGCCGACGGCAUGCUCAACGCGGGCUCGCACGACGAGCAGAGCCUAGGGGCCGGCAUCCUUGUCGCUCUCGCCGAGUCCCACCGCUUCGAGGACUCCACGCUUCGCAAGAUCGGCAUGUCCGCCCCCACCAUCGAGCGGCUCAUCCAGAUGCUCAGCUGGAAGAGCACGUCCGAGAGGGACGUGCGCAGAUCGGCCGCGGUUGUUGUCUCCAUGCUCACCGGGAGGAAGUUCGUUGCCCUCCGCGUCACCAGCAUCCCUGGGGCGGUGGAGUCCGUGGCUUCGUUGCUGUACGCCGACCUCGACGAGCUCAACCUCCUCGGCCUCUCCAUCCUCAAUAAGCUGGCGUACGACCAUGAUAACUGCGACAAGAUCGGCAAGACCCGGAAUCUCGUCGACAAGAUCAUUUCAUACUGUAGCAUCACUGGCGGGGGACAGGCGGUAGCGCCGACGGAUAUGCGGCUGAAGGCGGUGAAGCAGUCGCUACUUGUGGUGAAGAGGCUGACGGGCAUGACGGGGACCACCGGGAAGCUUCUACGAAGGGAGCUUUCCGACAUCGUGUUCACGGUGAGCAACCUCAUGGAGGUGCUGUGCUGGAGCAGCGUGACGGAAAGGUCCAGUCCGAGCUGCACCAGCUGGCGAUCGAGGUGCUGA